UCUGAAUUUUCACUAUUACUGUCGUUGUUUUAGUUCAACUUCUGCUAAAACUACAAAUAGUGGUAGAGGUAAUGUUGAAAGCCCCAGUUAGUUCUUGAAAACUGUCAGAGAUCGAUGCAGAUCUCGCAGCUUUAGGAAUCUUGAUGAUGCCUUAGCCCUCUUUGAUAGAAUGCUUCACAUGCACCCUUUGCCUUCCAUUGUCGAUUUUAAUCAAUUGCUGGGUGCAAUCGCAAGAAUGAAGCAUCACUCAACUGUUAUUACUCUUAUUAAAGAAAUGGAACUGUCAGGAAUUGCUCCCAAUGUUUAUGUUCUGAGUGUUUUGAUUAAUUGCUUCUGCCAUUUGAACUGGGUGGAUUUUGGCUUCUCUAUUUUAGCAAGAAUUUUGAAGCUUGGUUUUCAACCGGACUGUAUAAUACUAAACACUCUUGUCAAGGGGCUUUGUCUUGAGAGUAAAAUUGUUGAAGCUGUGAAGUUGGUUAACAAAAUGGAGAAUAUAGGCUAUAAACCAAAUACAGUUACCUACGGAACGGUAAUGAAUUGUUUGUGUAAAAUAGGUAAGACAAAUGAAGCUGUUGGGUUGCUUCGGAAAAUGGAAGAAAGAAAUCUUGAACUUGAUGUAGUGCUGUAUAGCACAAUCAUUGAUAGUUUAUGUAAGGGCAGAUUGGUAACUGAGGCUUUGACUCUUUUCUCUGAAAUGACAAAUAGAGGAAUUCAGCCAGACGUUGUCACUUACAAUUCUUUAAUUCAGGGCCUAUGCAAUUUCGGUUAGUGGGAGGAGGUAACUAAACAAUUGAAUGAGAUGGUGGAAAGGAAAAUCAUGCCAAAUGUGAGGACAUUCAACAUAUUGGUGGACACAUAUGGCAAAGAGGGGAUGUUGAUAGAGGCUGAAAAAGUUUUUGAUGUGAUGAGUCAGAGAGGCAUAGAGCCUAAUGAGGUCGCCUACAAUUCUUUGAUUGAUGGUUAUUGUUUGCAAAAUAAAAUGGAUGAAGCUGUCAAAGCAUUUAAUAUGAUGGUUCAAAGGGGUUGUUCGCCUUCUGUUGUUAGCUAUAGCAUAUUGAUCAAUGGAUUUUGUAAGAACAAAAAAAUUGAUGAGGCAAUAAGUCUAUUUCGUAAAAUGUCUAACACCGGAAUUUUUCCCGAUGUUGCCACUUACAACACUCUAAUUGGAGGGUUUUGCCGAGUUGGAAGACCUAAAAUUGCAUUAGAGCUACUCCACGAGAUGCAAGGUUGUGGCCAAUCUCCAAAUCUCCGAACUUGUGCUAUUUUGUUAGAUGGCCUGUGUAAGAAUCUACACUUUAUUGAGGCAAUGGCAUUGUUUAAAGAGAUGGAAGACAAAAGGAUAGACCUUGAUAUUGUGAUUUACAGCAUCUUGAUUGAUGGUAUGUGUAAUGCUGGGAAACUUACGACUGCAAGUAAGUUAUUUAUUGCUCUUCCUACCAAAGGUUUGCAACCUAAUGUUUGGACUUACAAUAUAAUGAUCAAAGGUCUUUGCAAAGAGGGACUACUAAAUGAAGCGAGGGAAUUAUUUGAGAAAAUUGAAGAGGACGGUUGUUCACCUAACCAUUUCACAUAUAACACAAUCAUCAAAGGCUUCUUGCAACAUAAUGAGACAGCAUGGGCAAUGAAAUAUCUCAAGAUGAUGGUUGACAUGGGUUUCUCUGCAAAAGCAACCACUGCAACCAUUUUGAUCGACUUGAUGUUUACUAAUCGAGCAGAUAAAACAUUACAAGAUUUUUUUCAAAUAUCCGUGUGAAAGCUUUAUAGUUCUUCAACAUGUAGGACAAAUUUCAUAUUCUAACCUUUGCAGAGCCAAUAUGUAAGGAAUAAAUGCAUAUUUGUUGCAAGUCAUUAAGAAUUAUUGCAGAAUAUUGUUCAUUUGGAGUUUCGUUGAAGCAUAUAGAUUAUUCAAGGAGAUGCAUGUUUGCUGAUUUUUUAACGAUGGCUGUUGUUUUAUCUGGCUGUGCUCAUCUGGGUUCUCUUGAAGAAGCACUAAAAUACGCAUUUAUGCUAAAGUUCACUACCUUUAGUACUCAAGUCCUCAUGUCACAGCAGCACUGAUAGUCAUGUAUGCCAAGUGUGUAAGCAUACUGAACGCCUUACAGCAACCUCAAUCCCAAAGUCAUUAUUCUAAGUCAGACAACCAUGAUUGGCGUGGUCGUUCUGCUCAGCUUCCUGCCUCUGCAGAGGAGAGAUCUGAGAUAAUAAGGAGUUUUCUAAGGGAUUGAAGUCAAGGCCCACAGGAAUUAAAUAAUGGCCAUUGUCAGCCAAACUCCCAAUUUGCAAGGCCUCAGAUCUUAGUGGCCAAGGGGUAACUGCUUACAUGGUCUUGUUUUUACUGUACUGUUGUAUGGUGUAUAGAAGGGAAAUUUGUUCAUAUAUGUAUUUUCCUGAGUUUCUGAUCUAAAUAGUUGAUAAGGUAGUUGAAUCACUCGGGGGAGCACACUUGUAAAGGUUUAGAUAUAAAUCACAGUUGUAAUUAUUUUCCAGUAGGCAUUCAUUCAUUUGGUAUUGCCUGUGAUGUAGGACGAUAUUUAUCUUUAUUUUCGGUAAAAACGAAAAUAAAGAAAAUAUCAAAAAUAAUAUUGGAGCAGCGCCGCUUGAUCAGAAUUUUAGCUAUUCUCAAACAAUGGAAGUACAAAAGGAAAGAUUGCCACGAUUCCCGCUGAUUGUCAAUUUUAUAUUAGGAUUUUAUUUUAUUAGGACUUUAUUUCCUUUCCUUAUUAGGAUUAGGUUUACUACUACUAUAGGAUUAUGUUUACUUUCCUACUAGGAUUAAAUUUACUUUCUCUACUAGGAUUAGAUUUACUUUCUCUACUAGAAGUAGGUUUACUUUCUCUACAAGUAUUUCUCUUCUAUAAAUAGGCUUGCCUAUUAUGUAAAACUCAAUCAAUGGAAUUAUAAUAAAAUCAGAGAAUUCUCUCUCAAAUACUCUGCGGAGUUUUAUUUUUUUUCUUAGCCUGCGGGCUUGUUUUAUCUUUUGGGUAGAAGACGAAGACGCUUCUCCUUGCAGAAUCAAAGACGCUGCUCUUUGAUUAGUUACCUUAGUCUUCCGCUACGUCAGUUGGUAUCAGAGCAGGCUUUAUCCUGAUCAUGGCCAAUCAGCGCAACGGUGACAAACUUCUCCAACAACGCCGCUUGUAGGGGAGGGGCUCUUUCGAAAGCCAAAUUCAUGGGGUAUCCGAGCCGGCAUUAUCCGGAUUCGAUGGCCAACUUAUACUACAACAACAACUUCUAUAACGACACCGUUCGUGAGAGGGAUGUUGUUUCGAGAUCUGACUACCAGCGAUACAUCAAGCGAUCAGAGGCUCCUUGGAGAACCGAAUUCCAAGAGCUCAAGCAGACAGCGCAGAUGAUGCAACAGGAGGUGCGCCAAUUGUGGGAGUCGUUUGAACGCAGGCAGAUGCGUGCCCAUUGGAAUCACAAAGACACCCAAGAGUACCGAAUGAAUAUCGAUCUCCCUUCAUUUGAUGGUUAUCUUCAUAUUGAAGAUUACCUUGACUGGAUAAUGGAGGUAGAAAGAUUCUUUGCGUACAUGUGUAUUCCGGAAGAAAAGAAGGUGAAGUUGGUGGCUUAUAAGCUCAAAGGUGGAGCAUCCGCUUGGUGGGAAUGGUUGAAGCUCUCUCGAUCUAGGGAAGGAAAAAGACCUGUGACAUCUUGGCCCAAGAUGAAGCGGUUACUCAAUGCCCGGUUCCUACCACUAGAUGACUAUGGGAUUCUAAGGGAACCUGUUCGGUAUCCUUAUGUUGACCGAUUCCGUGAGGAUGACGUAAGCCACUUUCGUCAUGUCCAUAAUCAUCUUCAUAACUCUCCAAAUAGGCCCUUCGCCUAUGAAGAGAAUUUUAAUUAUGGUGAAGAAGUUGUGGAAGAUGUUAAGUUGGUUGAAGAAGUGGAGUUGCCAUUAGAGAAAACAUAUGUGCAGCCACCAUCAUUGAUUCCAACGACUACAUCAAUGGAGGAACAGCUACCGCCUCCUCCACCACAAGUGCAACUUCCUCUACCACAGUUACAACCUCCUCCACCACAAGUGCAACCUUCUCCACCACAGAUGCAACCUUCUCCACCACAAGUGCAACUUCCUCUACCACAGAUGCAACCUACACCACAUGUGCAACUCAUCACGAUCAUCACAAAAAUUGACGAUUCUUUUGAAGAAAACAAUGAAGUUGAAGAUGAUACCCAAGAAGAAAUCGUUGGAGGAAUUUUGGUGGAAGUAGACGAAAAGGAAAAAUCAUGUCUUGAUUCUAUCUAUAUAGAUUUCUCCAAGUACUUUUCUUCAGAGGAGCCACAUGUGCCAUGUCCCAAAGAAAACUCGAGGACGAGUUUUUUUUCAAGUGGGGGUGUCUGAUGUAGGACGAUAUUUAUCUUUAUUUUCGGUAAAAACGAAAAUAAAGAAAAUAUCAAAAAUAAUAUUGGAGCAGCGCCGCUUGAUCAGAAUUUUAGCUAUUCUCAAACAAUGGAAGUACAAAAGGAAAGAUUGCCACGAUUCCCGCUGAUUGUCAAUUUUAUAUUAGGAUUUUAUUUUAUUAGGACUUUAUUUCCUUUCCU
This is a messenger RNA of Corylus avellana, 4545 nucleotides long. RefSeq lists its product as uncharacterized. Lineage: Eukaryota; Viridiplantae; Streptophyta; Magnoliopsida; Fagales; Betulaceae. The record is from RefSeq and is a predicted model, not a curated record. Gene Ontology annotation, molecular function: protein binding.